AAAGAUUUUCGAGCCACCUCACAUUCCAGUCUUCGGUUCUUACCGACUUCUUCAGGAUUGAACGUUCGCCAUGAAGACUGUCUUGGGAAUACUGUACUUCUGUCUUUGUAUAGGACAUUGUCAGGUCGUUGCGGUCUACCCGAUGUGUGGUCAACCGUUGAGCAGCAUGUCGGGUUGCUGCAUGUUGUCACAAGGGUCACUGCGAUGUACUGAGGUCACGUGUCCAGACGGAUAUUACAACGUCGUCAGCAGCUCCACGGGUAGCGACUCUGAGACUUCUUCAGAAGACAAUGAAGCCAUCGUAGUCUUCAUAUACCUUCGAAGACGGACGCGUAUGUCAAGGAAACAAGCAAGUGUUGAAUGUGGUCAAAGCUUCAUACUAUCUGAGUCACAAAUAUCCUUAUCCUGGAGAGAGACGUCAUUUCUCCCUUCACCUAUUAUCAGUCCCCAGUGGCAAAUCUCAGAAGACUUUCCCUGGAGUGGAGGAGUUUUGAAAGCCACCAGCUAUGGUGUUUGUCUGGAAGUAGGACAAGGUGCUGUUGACAUUACAGACACAGUCACUAUUCGUGGCGCAGUGUCAACAGAUCUCACCAACGCCUAUGACGUGCUUCCCUUGCCUCCAGACGAGGUCAUCGUCAGUCCAGUCGUAGAGUUCUUCGCGGGGUUUUACUUCCGGUUCGAAAAACAGGUGCGAAUAGUGCUUCCACACUUUCUGUCAUCUGAUCUCCCAGGUGACCUCGUUCGUGUGUACGAAUUUCAUUCUGAAAACGGACGAAUAAAGUGCUGUCGGCUUCAGGUGAUCAACACGGAAGAUGAGAACCCUGCAACAACUGGAUAUUUGUUUUGUGGAAGUAAGAGAGAGAUUCAUGUCUUCACCAACCAUUUCAGCGGGUAUGUUUGUACAGUGUGUGAGGAAGCGUGCGUGGGUUACUACAAGCCUCCAGAAGUGUCACUACGAGCUCUGGCAAAACAUGUCCUCAGAUGUAAUGGGAAGAGAGAAGUCAUGGUGCGACUUGAUUUGUGGGAUAGUCGCUUCUUCUCUCCGGAUAUUCAACAGAAUCGUCAGAGGACAGAAGUCAGCACUGAAGAUCGUCAGAUGGUGUUGGUGGCGGAGAGGAAACUGAAGUCGCUUGAUGAUAGUCCUGAUGUUGGAAACACCUUCAUCGGAGCUCGCUUCCAGCUCUCUGAAGAGCAAACAACAUUUUGGAGCCACGUCAAGACUGGUGGUGUGAAUGUUUGUCCAAUGGAGCAGAGACUGCAUGUCAAAGAAUUGUACCCUUGCAGGCAUCAAAGGCCCCACAAUUCCAUGAAGUGGUUGCUUAGUGACGCGAAGACAAACGCUCCACAAGAAUUUGAAUGUUUUAUAUUUGUUGGCUACAUUGAUAGUGGGACUCCUAUCGCUGGAAGUAGUUUUGGCAAUGACCAACAAAAGAUCAUCUUCAUGGAAUAUCCACAGUCUGUGAUCCUACCAAUCAGACGAGCAAUGAAGCUCGAUGAAGACCAUCCAGAUUCUUUAAGACCUCUUGAACAAACAGGACAUGGUGGCCUGGCCGAAGCCAAACCUAGCCAAACCACACACAGCGAAAACACAAAUGUUAAGAACCUGGCUUCGCUGUUACAAUCAUCGUCAUUGGAUUCUCAGACAUCGUCUGUAAAUAUCAGCCAAGGAUGCAGCAUGCUGAGACACGAGAGCCACAGUGGACAUGUUAGAGAAUUGUCUGACACGCCGACGCCAAACCCUGUCUCCAUCCAACACGUCAACAGCAUCAACAGUCUCAAGCUUUAUGUAUGCACCCCGCCCACAAGGGACGAAGCCCUCGGAGACCUCGUCUUCGGAGCUGACUGUGGUGACACCCAGGAGCGAGGUUCGUCCUUAAGAAACUCUGUCAACCGUAACAUAACCUACCCGACACCAGCCUCAGACCAGUGA
Messenger RNA from Pomacea canaliculata, 1930 nucleotides. RefSeq lists its product as uncharacterized. NCBI's taxonomy places the organism in Eukaryota, Metazoa, Mollusca, Gastropoda, Architaenioglossa, Ampullariidae. The transcript has 8 exons. The record is from RefSeq and is a predicted model, not a curated record. The coding region runs from base 71 to 1930 and encodes 619 amino acids.